CAACUCAAUCGUUCCACUACGUUACACAGACAACGGUACUAGGACAUAGGAAUUUUCUUCCUGUUCGAGUUACCCAUUGCGCAUGUGCGUGUGCCUUCUAAAGAGUGUACUUGUCAUGGUUCAACAAAAAAGUUGUCUUCAAAAGUUCAAGUAGAAAAGYGGAUUAUAUAUUAUAUGUAUUUCAAUAGACAAGUCAAUCAGAUAUCAAAUCACUUGUGAUUGCAUGCCGCYUCGUUUUCUUCCCUCUCAUUCAUUUCCUCUCCAUUACUGGAUGACGGCRCAUCGAGAGUUAUGAUCGUAAAAAAUAACACCAAACUGAUAUCAGCUUGCAGACUGUCAUUUUAAUUCAAUACCCGUAAAAAAUACGGACUGKACACAGUACACUAACCUCCAAUGUUCCUAUAAUUCUCUGAUCGAUUAUAUUUAAACUGCUUCAGUUAUCCAAACUAUUGCGGGCGGGGUCGUUGCGCUUCACAAAGGCGAUUCCUCUUAUGAAUAUCCGAACAACUUCUACUACRAACAACAAUAUAAAAAAAUUGAAGCUAUUGGUUUGUUUCUGCAAUUAUCUUUUAAUUGAGAUCUGUCGGAUCGGUAGUAUUAUAGACUGGAGGGGUACCUUUAACUUUGUCUMACAGGAAUUUGUUUCUCAGAAUUUUUUUCCUGAAUAUAGUCAUGAUGUAUUCGAAAGUGCGAGUAGUUUGUUACAUAACACUGCAUCAUCUUGGGAACAGCAUUAAUAMCUAUAUUUAGAGAGCACGCCGUGCUUCUCAUGUUUUGCGAAGCGAGACAGUCUCAGACCCUAGUGAUGCCGAUUUGGCGGAAUGCCCACUAUACACACUAUACACGGGCAGUAAACUCGAUCCGUAUCCGAUAGAAUAACAUUGGAAGAAGAAAAGUGAAAGAUAUGCCUGCCCAAUGCCACUGACGCUGAGUUUUAAAGGCAAAUGACGUCAGUGGUAAUAAUGCCAAAUACGAGUGUAAGCAUCAACUUGUUUGUUCUCCAUCCCACGCGAUACGCAAGCUAAUUCAAAACGACAUCUUCACUAAACAUCAUUUCCUCUCACGAUUUCCGCGAAUUCAAUCAGUUAAAAGAAACUUUUGUGUUCAGUUAUGCAGGUUAUAAGAAAGGUAGUCAACAACAAAUCUCUCGGGGGGAGGUAGGGGCGGGGGUUGCAUGUUAUGAUAAACGAUGACGAACGCUUGUACUUAAAAGGGCAUAAGAUUUGCUAUUGUCAUCCGUACCAACGAGCCUUCCCCCCUCCCCUCCCCUCCCCGACCAUUCCGUGAUUAGUCUCCCUCACAAAGUUGAAACAUAUUUCUAAUAGCUAUGCCUGCAACUCUAAGCUAGACAUUUAGAAAAUUGAGCUGGAGCCAAAUUCUUAGACUUUGGCWGUGAUGUGCAACGGAAAACUGCUUUACCUAGUUUGGAAAUUUGCUGUAAUGUAGGUAACAGUAUGAUAGUAAAUAAUGUUUUGAAUUCUGGGAAGCAAACUGAGCUACUCCAGGAUGCCUCAAAUAUUCGGGGACUUUCCUCUCCAUGAAUGUCGCUAUAUAAAAACAUCUAAAGGUCGACGCAAAGCGGAACGAAAACGAUGAGAGUCGAAUUCAUACGGAUCUUUAAUGUGAUUGGCUCGUUGAACUCUUACGCGUGACACGGAAGAUAAUGCCAUGUCAUGUCCAGUAUGYCUUGUGAUMGACAAUCUAAAGCGAAAUCGAACAUUUCAUGCAGRAAAACAUUAAAUUAACGAUGACUCUCUUCACGUCUUUCGUUAUUUCGCGUUUUUGUUCGAGUUCCGUGAAAUUUUGCUUAAGACUUCCCUAGUAACCAACGCUUCCAUCAACAUGACGUACUAUCGAACAAACUAGCACGAUCUCGWAGGUUAGGGGGGAGGGGUGAGAAGGUGAACACGAACGCGCAGAUAUUACGAUGUCAAUCUCAAAAGAAACAUGUAAAAAAGCAGYAAAUUUCGUUUAAUAUAUAUCCUAUACCUUGAAAGUGACUUUCAACUAUAAGAGGUGACUUUGAAGGUGUCGCUUUUUUAUGAGCGAGGAAAUGUGAAACCUACCCUCUCCCCCUACGUAAGUAAGUAUGACGUAAGAGGGAAUUUUCCAUAAUGAUCGACUAGUACUUCCUGUAUAUUCUAACUACUCUGCGAAGCGAGCGAUGAGAGUGUGUUUCUAACGGCUGCUAUAAUUUUAACCGCUUAUAGAUAGCGACGAUGGCGGACGAAGUUGUACAAGAUAUUGCUGUAAAGCAAGARAAGAAAAAUACAGUUCUUGAAGCGGGAGAACGAAUUUAUACGUUAUUCAAAGUCCUUGUAAGCUUGAGCGUGGAGUCUGCUGGCAUUCAGUGGGUUCAACUCAAAGGCUUGAAAGAGAAUACUGAAUUUGCUAAGACUUACAUAAAUUCCCUGUGCAGCCCAGAAUUUAAUUCUAAAGUACCAUUCCCAGAGCAUCUUUUUCAAGAACUUAGUGAAUUCAAAGAUGUGGUAGAGCAAGAUUCUAGGGCUGUUGUGGUCUUUACAUCUACAAAAGAUGCUAUUGUSCAAGGAAGUGAAAUAUCUGUGGUAAUAGCCACAUCUGCUAUUGAGCAAAAAAUAAAAGAACUUGAAUCAAAACAAAAUGGAGUACCGACAAACARUUCUAAUAGUUAUGUUGAACAGGAAAAAGUUCAAAGUGUUCCUGUUUCAAAAAUUGAUCCUUCUCUUAAAGAAUUUGCUAUGAAAUUGGGGUACACAGAAGAUGCAAUCCAACAGGUUCUGAAAAAACAGGCUGGAAAGGAAGUUGACCAAAAUAUCUUACUCCGAGAACUUAUCAGCGUUUCCUCUCCAAGUCUACUUCAAAAGGGGAAAUCUAGUGAUUCAGCCGUGCCUUCUCCUAGCACUCAAGGUUUGCAUCAUAGAACUGARGUUUUUUCUCAUGGUCUUUCGGCUUUUAUGCCUAAUCCAAAUGUAGUUGCAAAAAGCUGGGGGCCUAAAGAUAAAACUGCUCACAGAGGCGAGGUUGUUGCACGUGGUCCUCCAGCUCAAUAUAUACCCACUGGAACACGGCCRACAAUUCAAAAAAGUUGGCCACAAGAACCUAACUCAUUUGAACAAUUUGAUAGAACUAAAUAUGUUGAAAGGCAGCAAGAGGAUGAACCUUUUUUGUACAAUCAAGUAGUUGGUGAUUCAGGGGCUGCAUYGGACUCCUCGUCAGAUUUGAGGCAUAUUGUUAUAGAUGGAAGUAAUGUGGCAAUGAGUCAUGGUAAUCAGCAAGUUUUCUCUUGUCGAGGAAUAAAGCUAUGCAUUGAAUACUUCAAACAACGAGGACACAAUGACAUCACAGUGUUUGUUCCUCAAUGGCGCAAAGAAACACCAMGACCAGAUGCACCAAUCAGAAAUCAGGAGAUUUUAACAGAACUUGAGCAACAAAGAUUUCUUUCRUUCACCCCWUCUAGAAAAGUUAAYGGCAGACGAAUUGUCUGCUAUGAUGAUAGGUUCAUUUUGAGACUAGCUGAUGAAACAGAUGGAAUUAUUGUAUCGAAUGAUAAUUUUAGAGACUUAUUCAAAGAAAAUCCAAAGUGGCAAGAAGUCAUUGAGCAAAGAAUCCUCAUGUAUUCUUUUGUAAAUGACCGGUUUAUGGUUCCCGAUGAUCCACUGGGAAGACAUGGUCCAAAAAUUGAUGAUUUCUUGAGGAAGGGUACAGCUUCUCACAAACGAAUUUGUCCCUAUUUGAAGCGUUGCACUUAUGGGCUUAGGUGCCGYUAUUAUCAYCCUGAGAGGGACCCUAACCGAAACGGCCAAGAAGUGAAGAAGCAAGUUGACUAUCGACAUAGAGUCCAGGACCAAAAUAUGGCUUGGCCACAUGUGGAUAUGCAUGCACGAUCAAGAGGGCAUAACGGCAUACAAGCAUACCCUCCAUAUGGUUAUCAAUACGGUGGCCAACAAGGCAUGCAUUUUAUCCAAGGGCAGGUUAGAGAGGGCCCAUUAGAACUUGAAAGGCACUUCACUUCAUCAACGCCUGAAGCCAUCAUUGAUAGAGAUGGAACUCUUGCUACUUUGAGAAACAUUUUCCCAGAUUCUGAUGAACUGAUCAAUCAAGUCAUGAGAGACAAUCCAAAUGCUAGCGUGCAUCAGCUAGCAGAUAUCCUUGCACCUAAAAUGAAAUAAUUUUAAGGUAAUUUUAAUGUCAAAGUUUUAGUCACAUAAAUUACAAGAGACACUGAGCUACAGUAACUGAAUCUAGUUUACAUAAUGUAUUUUAAUAACAGAACUUUUAAGAGAGCUGUAAUUUAAUGGUAAAAAUAUGGACCUUGAUUAAAUCUCUCUAGAAAAUAAUUUUUGACUUUAAAGCAAGAAAUUGAUUAAAAAAUGUACGAGUAGAAACACGAAGCAAGGUCCAUAUAGAAAACCAUUUAAGCUCAAUAUAGUUUUAAAAUACUAUGAAAAAAGAUCCAGUUUUCGGCCUGCCAAAAAUUAUACAUGUACAUGUAAUUAUAUUUUGUUUUAUAAAAAUGCUCUGUUGUUAUUGAAUUGUCCUUCCAAUGAAUUACCAAAUAGUCUUUCUUAUUUCUAUUUUUAUUAUGAUUAUAUCAUCAUUUGUGUUGGAAGUUAAACAUCAAGUACUUGAAAUUUAUCCAUAAAUGGUAGACUGCACGUUAAAAUAUAAUCAGUUUAAGAAACUCUGGCUGCUAAUAUAUAUAGGGUAGCUGAUAUUACAAAAUACCAAAUUUAAUUUGUCAUUAAACUACUGAUUAUCUUUCAGUGGCCUCACAAUAAUAUGCAUAACUCCAAAGAGUGUCAUUGAUUUGCAAUCAUAUUUGUUAAUAAAAGACCCAAUAACAUGACACUAUUAACAUGCACCCGACAUAAUGAUAUACAAUGUAUGUUAGCAGUCAGACCUUAUUCCACAACAUAUUUUAAUUCAUAAUAAGUUGUUAUCACUAUAUCAUUUUAACUUUUAUAGUCAAAAGAAAAGGACUUAUUUUGGUAUAGCUUUGUACAGUACGAAUAUGCCCUUUGCAAAAAGAGGUUUGAUUAAACGGCGAAUGGCAGUUAUUGUGGGGAGAUUUCACAACUGAAAUAAGGCAUGGUGUUGAUAAUUGAUGGGAAACAACUGAUUUAUUCUGUAAGACAGUCUGUGUUGCAAACGGUCUCAACUCUCAACUCAGUAAGUGUAGCUAUAGUACUAAAUGGUAAAUGAAUCUCCAGUAGAAAAUUGCCAUUCGUCGAUCUCGACAACGWUUWUUGAAUAGGUGUGUUGAGUGACAUCAAAAAACCCAUUUUCUUUUGUGCCUAUUUGACUAUCAGAAUUUAGUAGUCUACUUUUGUUUCACGGGUUUAAUUGACCUCACUCUUAAGAAUGGUUUCCUGCGCCAAUAAGUUGUGGGUAUAGCAGAUGUAAGAAUCGUUACAUUGAUAUGUUAUACUUAUUAAGUAUUGUUCAAUGAUGUUGUUCUCUGUGAGAGCAUUAGAUUUUUUUAUUGUUAAAUGUGAUAGAGAGAAAUAAUAAACGCGCAUUUGAACGAAA
Exaiptasia diaphana is the source of this 5511-nucleotide messenger RNA. Its product is annotated as protein KHNYN. Lineage: Eukaryota; Metazoa; Cnidaria; Anthozoa; Actiniaria; Aiptasiidae. The record is from RefSeq and is a predicted model, not a curated record. Bases 2220 to 4151 code for a protein of 643 amino acids. Gene Ontology annotation, cellular component: cytoplasmic ribonucleoprotein granule; nucleus. The transcript has 3 exons. Gene Ontology annotation, molecular function: metal ion binding; mRNA binding; RNA endonuclease activity.